Penicillium soppii is the source of this 1635-nucleotide messenger RNA. RefSeq lists its product as uncharacterized. Lineage: Eukaryota; Fungi; Ascomycota; Eurotiomycetes; Eurotiales; Aspergillaceae. The record is from RefSeq and is a predicted model, not a curated record. Gene Ontology annotation, cellular component: piccolo histone acetyltransferase complex. Bases 1 to 1635 code for a protein of 544 amino acids. Gene Ontology annotation, biological process: regulation of transcription by RNA polymerase II. The transcript has 5 exons.
AUGACUCGGUACGGGGGCCUGGGUAGGACGCGCCCGAAAAAGCUCACCUCUAAGGCGUCCAUUCCCGUUGUCCGGGAACACGAAAUCGAUGCCAUAGACGAUGACAUCCAAAGUUCUCUACAACAGAUUGAAACCGGUGUCGAAAAGGCCGAGGAAUCGGAAAUUCAUCUGCAAAGAGCCAUUAAUGCCACUGCCCAGGGCAAAGUAAACGAGGCCCAUAUCCCCACUCCCGAGACCAUCCUCAGUGUCCUCCAAUAUGACGAACUCUACCCUCCCAUCUUCUCGCAACCUGCGACGUACAUUCGCUUCUCCUCGACUGUCGAGGACUGUUGCGGAUGUCCGUACAACAUGACGGAAGAGGACGAUGUGUUCCUCAAGAUCCUAAACCAGAAGCGCGAUCCUGCUACGGACCCGUGCACGGAGGAUAUCUUCGAAGAAGUCAUGAAUUUCUUUGAAGAGACGGCGCAAUUGAAACAGCCGUAUGCCUCGGUAGAUAACCCGCCCGUGCUGUCGUUUGCGGAAAUGGAAGACACAAUGGAUGCGACAUUAGAAGAUCCCAUGAAGCCAUGGGCCAAGGAAAUCUAUGAGCACUGGAGGUCGCGCCGCGCGAGUGUGCAAAACAACCCACUCGUAGCACAGCUCAAGUUUGAAACCGGCCAAGACACCGACGACAGUGAUCCAUUUGUCUGUUUCCGUAGACGCGAGGUUCGCCAGAUACGCAAGACGCGUGGUAGAGAUGCGCAGAGUGCCGAGAAGCUCCGACGCCUUCGCAAAGAGCUGGAAGAUGCUCGCGAGCUCGUUGCUUUGGUGCGCCAGCGCGAAAUCGCUCGCAGGGAGAUGCUCUCCAUGGAGCGCCAACUAUUCAUGCAACGUGCUGAGGUCAAGGAGAUGAAGCGCAAGCUGAAUAUCAAGGACGAUGACGAAGAUCUCAUCAACCAAAAGCCCAAGAGAAGAGUGCUCGACAUACCUGCCCAACGACCCAAUGUUCCUCAAUUGCGUAUGCCCCUCAAGGCCGGCGCAGGCGCAGACGAUUUGCAAUCCUUGGAGGAAGUACAGGCCGAGAAGGAGAACGAGAUCUUGCGCGAUAUCAAGCAGAAUAUCACCAAGCACAUCAAGUGGAACGAGGGAUAUGUGGAUUACACGCGCGCGCCACUGUCUCCAUCUCCAGAUCGGACAUUCGAUGUGGCCGCUUUCCGACCCGCAUUCACGGCACAACUGCCCACCCCCCAUCAUCAGAUGCAUCUGCUUGCCUCCCUAGAGCUUCACGAUGAACCACACCGAAUGCCAUCAUUCCGCCGACGAGUCGGUCGUGGUGGCCGGUUAAUGAUCGAUCGUCGAAACAUGGGAGCCCGUAAAGUCGAAAUGGACCCACUGAAGGCCGAUAGAUUCAAGUUCGACCAAGAAGAUUCCGAUGAGGAGCCCGAAUAUGACACUGAUGCGUACAGCAUUCAGAUCAUGCAGCACCGGGCUAUCACCAUGGCCAAGGCUCGCGAACAGGCGGCUGUGGCUGCCCAAGCUCAUGCGCAGGCGCAGGCGCAGGCAGCCCAGCAAGCACAAGCACGACGACUGCAAGAUCAGAACCAAGGUCAAACGGGAUCCAAUCCCGUACCUGGUACUUCUGUAUCUGAGGCUUGA